Molecule: messenger RNA, 744 nt
Organism: Rhinocladiella mackenziei CBS 650.93
Lineage: Eukaryota; Fungi; Ascomycota; Eurotiomycetes; Chaetothyriales; Herpotrichiellaceae
Exons: 3
Coding region: 1-744 (247 amino acids)
Biological process (GO): N-acetylglucosamine metabolic process
Cellular component (GO): cytoplasm
Source: RefSeq, a predicted model, not a curated record
AUGCCACACUCAGUACAUCCCACGCCGCGGGAGACUACUCCAGACCCAAAAGAUUUGUCCACUCGAUAUUGGAAUGCCAACCGGCCAAAAGACCGGUGGACAGAAGAAUGCCCUGAAUUCCUCAGGGGACAAAGCGAAAAGAACAUUGGUAUCCUAUCGAGAAAAGAUGAAGACUUUGAGAGAUUUACCUGGGCGCAGGUACAAGAUCUUGUCAGGACAAAUCGCAUACACCACUUCCAACGGUGCUCAAGUCACCUACGAGCAUAUUUGGAAUACACCUAUCAGCUUAAGACACGGUAUGGCUCGGUAUCGUCCUAUAUCCAGCAUGAGCGACUUCACUGGGAAAAUAUUACUCCAUCUGGGGAUCGACCAUUCAGCAAUCCCGCAGACUUCAAGAUCCUCUACAACGAUUGGCCAUACUUUCUGGAUGAGGAUAUCAAGCACCUUGUCGUGUGGACCAAGUUUCUCAUCGAUGAGGACGAAGCUACUGGAGAUGUGGCCGAGGGAGCAAAGGCAGAGAUUGAGGACUUUGUGACCAAGACAUUCUGCUCCCGUGAGACAGGACCGGGGGGGAAAGUGGAUAGAAAUCAAAUCAUGUGGUUCAAGAAUUGGAGGAGUUUAAAGAGCGUCCAUGCGUUAGAGCAUUUUCACAUCAUGCUUUAUAAAGCACCGGAAGAGCUGUUGGAGUCGGUAACAGGAGGAGAUCGACCAAGAUCGGAGAGCUGGACAGGGGCGGAUCCUUGA